This is a messenger RNA of Doryrhamphus excisus (bluestripe pipefish), 1834 nucleotides long. It is a transcript of the gene rhbdl2, whose product is annotated as rhomboid, veinlet-like 2 (Drosophila). Lineage: Eukaryota; Metazoa; Chordata; Actinopteri; Syngnathiformes; Syngnathidae. The record is from RefSeq and is a predicted model, not a curated record. Gene Ontology annotation, molecular function: serine-type endopeptidase activity. Gene Ontology annotation, cellular component: membrane.
AUGUUUGCUGUUUGUCUAAUUCAUCCGGGCGGAGAGGUGGUAGAAAACAAACCAACCCCAGUGCUACCGUAGCGGUGACGUCAUUGCUCCCAGGUGUGGCACAGGGUGCUAACAGGCGCAGGUAAGCCUCCUCCAGACGAGUUCGGAACGCUGUAUUUUGGACCUAAAAAAGACAUCGGUUCUAUGAUGGGCCGGAAAUAGGUUAGUUUGUUUUAUAGUGCCAGUGGCAGGAAGGAAGUUUGCUGCAGCAAAACAAAGAAAUCCUCGCGGGACUAUAAUUAUCUUCAAAAGUCCAAGUGGGACGCUCAGACAGUAAAUACCCUGCAGAUCGUCUUCUGGAGAAAUGGAAGCUCUGUACUGAAGAAGACGGACCCGAAAAACAUCUUUGUUAAACAGAAUGAUCUAGUUUGUGGACAAUUGACGCUCUCACUCAUUAAAUAUCCGAUCGAUAUACUGUAUGUUUUGGAAGCUACGCGGAGACUUACAGUUGAAGACUGAGCUGUACAGGUGCCUUGAUGACGGACAUUGACCUCGAGCAGCGGGAGCCCUUCCCCGUGGACAGUGAUGAUGGGAAGCAGUCCCACGCCAAAGAGGACCUCCCUGACGGGAGGCGCAAGUUGGGAUGCUGCGAGAAGUUCCAGCAGACCAUCUCCAGGUGGAUGCUUCCGGAAGACGCUCGCAGCACCUAUCUGGAGAGGGCCAACUGCUGCCCGCCUCCCAUCUUCAUCAUAGUCAUCAGCGUGGUGGAGCUGGCCAUGUUCAUCUACUACGCCGUGUGGAAGCCUCAAAAGCAGUGGGUGACGCUGGAGGAAGGCAUCUGGAACAGUCGCCUCACGUACAGACCCGAGUACAGGCAGGAAGCCUGGCGCUUUAUCUCAUACAUGUUUGUCCACGCUGGUGUGGAGCACAUCGUGGGCAACCUCAUCAUGCAGCUCAUACUUGGCAUCCCAUUAGAGAUGGUCCAUAAAGGAUUUGAAGUGGGCAUGGUCUACCUGGCGGGUGUCUUGGCAGGCUCGCUGGCCAGCUCCAUUUUUGAUCCCCUCAGUGCCUUGGUGGGGGCAUCCGGGGGGGUCUACGCCCUCAUAGGAGGCUACUUCAUGAACGCUGUGGUGAAUUUCCGAGAGAUGAUCCCUGUUCUCGGAGUGUUCCGUAUCCUCGCCAUAGUGAUCAUCGUUGGCGUGGACUUUGGAUUCGCUUUCUACAGAAGAUUUGCCACCGACGAGGAGGGUAUGAAGGUUUCAUUUGUGGCUCAUUUCGGAGGAAUCGUAGCCGGCAUGACCAUCGGCUACGUCUUCUUUAGCGACUACAACAAGAAGCUGCUGAAAGACCCCCGUUUCUGGAUCUGUAUAGUAGGCUAUGCCGUUUUUUUCCUCUUUGCCGUUCUCUUCAACAUUUUCAUCUCACCCGCAUCGUAGCGGGAGAGAUGAAUUUUUAGUGAUACACUAAACGCCUUAAAGCUAAUUCUUUUAUGAAUGUUUUUAUUGUUUGUAAUGAACAUAAUGGAAAAGGCCCUCUGCUGGUGACAAGUAGUAAAGUAGUAUGCCAUAUUUCAUGCUUAUACACUAUGGAAAGGUGCUUUUUAAAUGUAACCAUUGGGGUUGAAAAAAGUCUUGCGGGUAGAUGUGCUGAAUUUAUGGAUAUAUAUGUCAUUUUAAGUUAAAACAAAAAAAAAAUUGUCUUGCCUGUGUGUCAACAUUAAUUGCAGGAUUUUCCACUACACAUAUUUUGCAUAUGUACUUUUGUAAUAGACACUUCAAAAGCUCAUUCCCACCAUGUUGUGUAUUUGUGUUUUUAAUACCUUUUGUUGUCAUAUUAAAAGUGGAGUGUGCGAGUA